Molecule: messenger RNA, 1164 nt
Organism: Cooperia oncophora
Lineage: Eukaryota; Metazoa; Nematoda; Chromadorea; Rhabditida; Trichostrongylidae
Source: the annotation of a GenBank genome assembly
AUGCCACACAAAUUUUCAGGCCGCGAACCAAAUUUGGACGAAUCCGAAGUUGCCCAACUGAUUCGCCAGUCGCUAGAAGCAGAUCAGUCACGGUUCGUCACUGCUGGUCCAAACGAAGGUGAUGAGAGUCAACCGGAGGAAAAUGAAUCCGUUUCGGCUAGAAGUAUGGACGAAGCGGAAAUUCGAUCGAGGAUAGCAGCUUUGGAGUUGGAAUUGGAAAUGUCACAGAAGAAAGCCGAUCAGAUGCACGAUGUACUUGACAGCACCAAAUCUCAUUACGAUCAAUUGGAGAAGAAGUACGAUCAAGCCAAUCAGCUCCUACGAAACUAUCAAGAAAGGGAAAAAGAGUUGCUCUCGCGUGAAGAGAAUCAUGUGGAGCAAUUGAGAGAUAAGGACGCCCACUACACACAUCUGGUCACUCAACUCAAGGAACGCAUCGAUGAGCUCGAGGCAAAGCUAGAGGAGAUGGACCAACGGCGACAAUCCAUCACUAAUAAUGAGCUGUCAGAACUGAAGGAGAAGCUGAAGGACAAGUUGGAAAAACGCGAUGAAGGUUUGGCGUACAAACCUGGUGGUGAAUUACCGCACGAGGAUAAAGCGGUAAUGGCAAAUCUGGACGAUGUCAAGGAAACCAUGAAACCCACUACCAUCAAUAAUAACAACAUUCCUUGCCGCAAAGAUGCCGAAGUAUCAACGUGGGACGACGACAAGUAUUCCUCAUCGUGUGGGAGCCCGAUUCCGCGAAUAUCCGAACCAGCCAGUCCUGCUCUUCCCCAUCGAUUCGUUCAUCGACGGCUACUGUUCCCACUGAAGAAGAAAUACGUGACCAAUGAAAACGAGUUCUGGCGUGCCUCAUGUGAACAAAUCCAAGGGCUGCAAGUGCUUCACUGGACCGUUGACGAUGUGUGCCAGUUGCUGGUAUCUAUGGGUCUCGAUAAAUAUGUUCCAGAAUUCACGAUCAAUAAGGUCACUGGAGCGAAAUUCUUGGAAUUGGAUGGCACCAAACUGAAGACCAUGGGAAUCCAGAAUCACUCGGAUCGUUCAUUGAUCAAGAAGAAGGUGAAGAUGAUCAAGAAUCGGAUAGAACGCGAGCGAAAGUUAUUGGAGAAAGAGAGCCGAUCGCGAGUAAUUGCCCAAGGAAUGCAGAUGCAAAUUCAAAUGUAA